Batrachochytrium dendrobatidis JAM81 is the source of this 2635-nucleotide messenger RNA. RefSeq lists its product as uncharacterized. Lineage: Eukaryota; Fungi; Chytridiomycota; Chytridiomycetes; Rhizophydiales. Gene Ontology annotation, molecular function: phosphatidylinositol-4,5-bisphosphate binding; 1-phosphatidylinositol binding; clathrin heavy chain binding. Gene Ontology annotation, cellular component: clathrin-coated pit; clathrin-coated vesicle. The transcript has 11 exons. The record is from RefSeq and is a predicted model, not a curated record. Bases 1 to 2595 code for a protein of 864 amino acids. Gene Ontology annotation, biological process: clathrin coat assembly; vesicle budding from membrane; clathrin-dependent endocytosis.
AUGUCUCACAAUAACGGGAUAUUGCUGGCAUUGGAUACCGUACCACAGUCGCUGUCUCGUGUGGUCAAACUGUGUUUUGUCAUUCAAGAAAUGUCCAUCAAUAAAACGAUCAAGCAUAUAUAUGCGUACAUGGUUACGAGUAAAAACAAUUUGAUAUUUGCUCGAGCACGAGUCCAAAAGUUUGGGAUGGACUACAACUAUGCUGUGCUUAGGCUGACUACUAAUAUCAUUCGUGCUUUGAAACCUAAACAUGUCAGAUUGCUUGUCGACAUCACUUACCAACACGGUGUAUCCAUGUCUGAGCUGUUCCGUGCCAUUUCUCCACGACUAAGAGAAAAUAACUGGAUUGUUGUAUUCAAGACAUUGACUCUCAUCCAUGUGUUGAUUAAAGAGGGUGAUUCAAAUAGGGUUAUGGGCUAUUUGUCUUCCAACACUGAUAAACUGAGUACUGCAGGAUUCCGUGAUAAAAGUGGUCAUCCAAUGGGAACAAUUCAGUCAAAAAACAUAGAUACAUACUCCAACUAUCUACAAGAACGAGUGUCCGUUUUUAAAGCAGUCAAAAUAGACUGGAUUUCUGAAAAAGAUACUGCCAUUGCGAAAUUCCGUACACUGCAAAUCAAGGAUGGACUUUUGGAAGAUAUUUCUCUGCUUCAGCGACACAUUGAUGCUUUACUCAAAUGCUCUUGGUAUGUGGAGGAUCUGGAUCAGGUUGUCACUCUUCAGGCAUUUAGAUUGCUGACAUGGGAUAUGAUGAGCUUAUUUCAUUUAUUGAACGAAGCGGUUCUACGGAUUCUUGGAUCCUACUUUGAAAUGGAGCGACAAAAUGCAGCAAAGGCACUCGAGAUUUACAAAAAGUUUUCAGUGCAGACAAAAAAGACACUCGAGUUUUUUGAAACAGGUCGCAAAGUGCGUCGAGAAACCGGUGUCGAUGUGCCUAUAUUUCACCACCCUCCAUUGAUGUUGGCUGCAUCUUUGGAAGAGUAUCUUCGUGCUCCGGAUUUUGAAGAGAAACGGGCUGAAUAUAAACAACGAAGACUGGAGAAAGAAAAGUCUGAUAGAACAGCACCCCAAUCAUCUACCAAUACAGCGUCAGCUUCUAAAGACUCUACACAAACCAAACCAGAGAAAAAAGAUGUACAGCUCAUUGAUUUCUUCUCUAGUGUUGAUCAAGAAAUGAGUGCAUUUAGUACAGCUCAAUCUCAAGCCCAAUAUCCUGCAGCCAAUUUUGAUGCAUUUUGGGAUCCCAAUGAUGGAUUUUCUCAGCGCGCUAAUGCUGAUCGUUUUGGUAAUCAAUCUGGUGCAGUCAUGUCUAGUGAUAAUCCUUUCUUGACUGUACAGCAUAAUCAGCAGUUAUUACAACAACAGUUGCAGGAAUCAGAUAUGCUUUUAAGAUCGACUGUAUUAGGACAACAGCAACAGGCUCUGGGGAUGCAACAACCUAGUGUUGCUAAUACGCAAGCUUCUGGUAAUGCAUUUUAUAUGAAUCCAGGAAUGCAAGGCUCUGCUUCAAGCUAUACGCCUCAACCAAAUCAUCCACUUUCUGUAUCAGCAUAUAAUCCAUUUUUGCCUGCUGCUCCUGCUUCACCAGCUCCCGUAAAUACAUUCACGGCUUUUGGCGAUAUGGGACAAAUGCAAGCAUCUAGCAUGGUAUCAUCCGCCACACCAAAGCUAGAUCCGUUUAGCCAGCUUGGAAACAUGGCUCCCAAAUUGCCGCUUAUGGAUACGAAUACCAAUAUAGGCGUGUCACCUUAUGCAACCAAUAAUCCGUUUGGACGCAACAUGUCACAGCCAGAACUUCCAAUUAAUCCCACCAAUCCGUUUGGCGUUGCUGGUUUUGGCCGAGGUAGUAUGUAUCAGCAACCUAUUGCAGCACAAUCUACAGGUGGGUUUGCAACUCAUAACACGACAGGAAAUAGUGGGGCAUCAACCGCUUAUAAUCCGUUUGCCGGACUGGGAUUACCGCAAUUUGGAGGCAUGCAAGGAGUAAAUACACCCAACAGUCCGAUGGCGAUGCGUGCAGGAGGUGACGUUGAAUCCCGAGAUCAAGCGAUUCGGUUUGCGGCUACUUCCACUGCCUUGCUUCUGCCCCCCCAGUCCAUUCCCGUUUCAAACACGAUUCCUCACUCAAUGAAUUACUCUGUUGGGGUUGUUUCUGGUACAGGUGGUAAUUCUUUCGCCAAUGCUAGCACAGGAGCAUUUCAAGUACACGCUAGCAACCAUAAUUCUAUUUUGGGUGUUCCUCAGAUCGGUUCUGGAUUACAUGGCAUGUCUACAGGGAUUUCGGGAAACGCGCCAUUUGGAGCUAUGGCAGGAACUGGUACUGACAGUCAAGGCAUAAAUGCCAUGAAUCCGUUUGCUCGACAGGGAACACCGGGAUUACAAGUGCCUGGACAAACGGCAGCAUUCAUGACACCUCAUCUAACCGGACAUAGCAUAAUGUCUUCGGCUACCACUUCUACCACUAUGCAUAACCCAUUUGCUACAGGUGCUCUUAAUGGAGGACCUUCAUCUAUAUCUUUGAGUCAGCAACCAUCACAACAGCAACAAAAAAUGCUUGGAAUGCAACAAGAAUUUCAAACCUCAAGGGGGUUUUAAAUUAAACUGACAAUGCUCCUUUAUUGGGAGCUUCAUUUUU